CUUCACUCCAGCUCCCACUGCACAGAGGGAUAGGGGCGUGUGUGUAGAUUGUGAAUUCUGUGUAUAUGCAAGAGAGACAAAGGCUGACAGCACCAUGACAUCUGUGCUGGACAGCCUGGGGCCCUCUUGGGCCUGGCUGCAUGUGGACAUCUAUCAGAUCUUUUACCUGGCUGCUGUUUUUUGCCUGAUCUAUGUGCUGCUGAAAGUGAUCCAGUUGUGUCGGAGGAGACAGCAACUGCUCAAAGCCCUCGAUUGUUUCCCAGGCCCACCGAGGCACUGGCUGUACGGCCAUGCCCAUGAGCUUCAAGAUCAAGAACUCAACAAGAUCAUAUCUUGGGUAGAGAAAUACCCAUGUGCUCACUCAGUAUGGUUUGGAGGUUUCUUAGGAUUCCUGAAUAUCUACCACCCCGAAUACGCCAAGGCCGUAUAUAGCAGAGGAGAUCCUAAGGCUGGUGAUUUCUAUGAUUUCUUUGUCCCAUGGACUGGGAAAGGAUUAAUCGUUUUACAUGGACCAAAGUGGUUCCAGCACCGUAGACUGCUGACUCCUGCAUUUCAUAAUGAUAUUUUGAAAACUUAUGUGUCGUUGAUGGCAGAUUCCACCAAGGUGAUGUUGGAUAAAUGGGAAAAGCGGAUAACAAAGGACAAGUCGCUGGAUAUCUUUGAGGACGUUGGCUUGAUGGCUUUAGAUAGCAUGCUGAAAUGUACCUUCAGUUAUCAAAGCAACUGCCAGAACAGCGAGAACACAUUUCUCACAGCUAUACGUCAGCUCACAGCCAUGGUACAAGAGAGAACAAGGACGUUUCUGUACCACAAUGACCUCAUCUACUGGUUCAGUUCCCCUGGGCGUCGCUUCCGGAAUGCCUGCAGAAUAGUCCAUUGCCAUACAGAGAAGGUGAUCAAGGAGAGAAAGGAGUGGCUCAAGGAUGAGCGAGAGCUCGAAAAGAUCCAGAAGAAGAGGCGCCUGGACUUUCUGGAUAUUCUUCUAUGUGCCAAGGAUGAAAAUGGAGAAGGAUUACCUGAUGAAGAUCUACGUGCCGAGGCAGACACUUUCAUGUUUGGAGGUCAUGACACCACAGCCACUGGGAUCUCCUGGCUCUUAUACUGCAUGGCCCUGCACCCAGAGUACCAGCAGAGAUGCAGGGAGGAGAUCAAGGAGAUUCUGGGAGACAGAGAGACCAUUCACUGGAAUGACCUUAGUAACAUGCCCUACACCACCAUGUGCAUUAAAGAGAGUCUUCGCCUUUACCCUCCGGUACCUCAAGUGUAUCGACAACUCAACCAACCAGUCACAUUUUUUGAUGGGAGGACUUUGCCAGAAGGUAGCUUAGUGUCUCUGCACAUUUACGCUCUUCACAGAAACCCCACAGUAUGGAAAGAUCCAGAGGUGUUUGACCCCCUGAGAUUUUCACAAGACAACUUCUCUGAUCAGCAUCCCUUCGCCUUUAUGCCCUUUGCUGCUGGACCACGCAACUGCAUCGGGCAGCAGUUUGCCAUGACUGAGUUGAAAGUGGCUCUUGCUCUAACCCUCCUCCGCUUCGAACUCGCACCUGACCUGACUACACCUCCUAAUGAAGUAACUCAGCUUAUCCUGCGCUCCAUGACUGGAAUACACUUGCAGUUAAAGAAACUUUCCUAAUAUCUUUGAUAUUUCAUGCUGAAACUAUCUUUGAUACUUUUUUCAGCAAAGCUUGCAAGUCACAAGACUUUUUUAGUAGAUUUGCUCAUCUUAAAUCUGAGGAACAGUAAGUUACCGUACUAGUGUGUGUGGGGCAGGGGGAUAGAGACAUUCUUUAAGGGUGAGGCUGGGUGGAGACCUUCUUAUGGGGCCUGAUCCUCAGCCAAUGUAAAGUGACAUAGCUUCAUUGACUUGGAGCUAUGCCGAUAUACACCAGGUGAGAAUUUGGUCUAUGAUAUUUAUAAAUAUGCCAUAGACUGUGACACGAACGAAACUACAACAGGAAAUCACUGGUUUUGAAAUCCAGUGCAGGGAGGGCAUAAUUAUAUUCUGUAUAGAGAAACUUUUCUCUCUUUUGGUUUUUCAAAUGUCCUUUGUCUACUCCUUCCCACCCACCUUACAAAGCAACAAGGAUCUUAAUGUUAUGUCUGCCAGUGUAAAGAGGGGGGAGUAUUUUCCUCUUCGCUCUAGGAGGUGAGCUUCCUAUUAAUUUUUGG
Molecule: messenger RNA, 2172 nt
Organism: Dermochelys coriacea (leatherback sea turtle)
Lineage: Eukaryota; Metazoa; Chordata; Testudines; Dermochelyidae
Product: cytochrome P450 4B1-like
Exons: 12
Coding region: 95-1636 (513 amino acids)
Molecular function (GO): heme binding; monooxygenase activity; iron ion binding
Source: RefSeq, a predicted model, not a curated record